Vespa crabro (European hornet) is the source of this 1853-nucleotide messenger RNA. RefSeq names its product carbonic anhydrase 13-like. Gene Ontology annotation, cellular component: cytoplasm. NCBI's taxonomy places the organism in Eukaryota, Metazoa, Arthropoda, Insecta, Hymenoptera, Vespidae. The coding region runs from base 1 to 1026 and encodes 341 amino acids. The record is from RefSeq and is a predicted model, not a curated record. Gene Ontology annotation, molecular function: carbonate dehydratase activity; zinc ion binding. The transcript has 5 exons.
AUGAUUAAUUUUCUGAUAAAAAAAUAUCUUUUUAUUCCUAGGUAUGUGAGCGCGAUCAAUAUUCAAUUACCAAACGAUUAUAAAUUUCAUCUACACUUUGUCAACGACAAAGCGUUGCUGUCCAGCGAAUUGUUGAAGUGGUCCCACAUCUUUUCACGAAACUCUAUCAUCGAAGAAGAAUGUCAAUCGCCGAUCUUUUCGUUUGGAUAUGCAGCUCACAAUGGACCUCAUACCUGGAAGAUGUUUUAUCCAGAGAGUACUGGUUACAAUCAAUCACCAAUCAAUAUCACCACGACCAUUGCGAUCGGGGAAUACGAUAAUAUCGAAUGGAUCGGUCACAAUACAGUACCCUGCUCAAUGAUCAUGGCAAACGAUGGAAAUUCUGGUACAAUAGAUAUUCGAUUUUAUAUUCUAACGAAUCGCGAAACAAGUUAUAAUAUAGUUAUAGUCUGUGGUACUUGGUGUGGCCGUGCACAUCCCUUCAUCAAAGGAGGUCCUUUAACCGAUACAUACAAUUUUCAUUCGAUGAUGUUUCAUUGGGGUCCAUCGGAUAACGAAGGAAGCGAGCAUACAAUCAAUCACGUCCGAUAUGCCAUGGAAUUGCAAUUCAUUCACGUUAAACGUGGCUUAUUUUCACCUCUCCAGGCAGUUUUAUUAGGCGCAAAGGACGGAGUAGUGAUCGUGUCCUCAUUCUUUAACAUAAUGCCUGUUGACAAUCCUUAUUUGGAUUGCAUAGUAACAAAUUUGAGAUACAUUACGCAACCCGGUAGCAAAGUGUAUAUACCACCUUUUCCUCUCUCAUGGCUACAUUAUACGGAAGGAAGGAAUUACUACGCCUAUCACGGUUCCUUGACUCAACCACCCUGCAGCGAAAUUGUCACUUGGCUUAUCGAUCCUCUUCCAGUAGCAAUUUCCUCGAAUCAGGUCGCACAAUUUAGAGAAAUCUGUUCGAGCGAUGGAUUGCUUCUAACGAAUUGCAGACCGGUUCAAUACUUGAAUGAACGUGACGUUUAUCAUUACGCGUAGCCUUCAGAGAUUUUUUUUUAGUAAGAUAUUACUUUUAAUUAUACGUACCAAUCUAGAUGACCUUUUACGUUUUAAUUCCUUUCAGACUGUCUUCCUCGAUUAAUGCGAGCAAUUUUGCUCGAAAUGCAAAUUCCUAUGAGAGUUAAUAAGGGAUAAAGUAUUAUGGUUUACAUUUAUAAUGUCAUAUAUACUAUAUACAUAAAUAUUUUUUACUAAAUAUACAAUGUAGAAAAUAAAAACGAAAUGAAAUAUACAAGAGUACUUUGCGCGCUACGUUCUCGAAAGAUAAAUGGGCUCUUGUAUUGUCAUGCCUAAUAAAACAUUUUAUUACUCUCUUACGACGUACAAUAACAUUUCUACGAAUGUGACAUACGUUCAGAGAAACAUACAGCUUAUACUUUCGAACGGGAAAUACAUACAUACGAAAAGAUUCUUUGAUUUGACACGAAAACUGAAAUAAACGAUGCGACGAGCUACCAAAGAUAUUUUUCUAGUAUAUGUAUAUACGGAUAUUGUUAAUGUAUACUCACUUAUCGCUGCAAAGUCGAGUUUUAAAUAAAAGUGUGUAUAUAUAUAUAUAUAUAUAUAUAUAUAUAUAUACAUAUAUAUAUAUGUAUAUAUAUGAGCGAUGGGUCAGCUAAUCUUGUAUCUCCAAUUUUGUUCUUACUUUCAAAGGAAAAAAAUUAUUUUUGGAUAAUAGUAUAGUGAAAAAUAUGAAAUGUAUCUGAAAGUUACAGGGAAAAAGAAAAGUAUUAGCUAACUCACCCUUAUUAUAAACGAUUCCAUUGGAAUUUGUAGAAAAUAGUAUAAAAGAGAGUAUAAUGAAA